AUGAUGGGUUCCCAAACAGUUUGCAAGGUUCCUGCUGUUGACUUCACCGAUGAAGAGUUGAAACCUGGUACAGCAAAGUGGGCUUCAGCAUGCCAAGUGAUCCGGGGUGCACUUGAGGAUCAUGGUUGUUUCUAUGCUUUGUAUGAUAAAGUUUCCAUGGAGCUUUACAACUCAGUUUUUAUUCUAAUGGAAGAACUAUUUGAUCUUCCAUUGGAAACAAAACUGCAAAAGAUCAGUGACAAACCCUACCAUGGUUAUUAUGGACAAAAUGUUCAUGUCCCUCUAUAUGAAUCCCUAGGGAUCAAUGAUCCAUUGACCAUGGAAGGAGUUCAAAACUUCACCAAACUAAUGUGGCCAGCAGGAUAUGAUCAUUUCUGCGAGACUCUCGGUCUCUAUGCAAAGCUGGUUGUAGAAUUGGAUCACAUGACUAAAAGAAUGGUGUGUGAUGGCUAUGGAUUGGAGCAAAAGAACUGUGAUUCUCUUCUGGAAUCAACAAAGUACAUGCUUCGGAGCUUCAAAUAUAGACUGCCGCAGAAGGAUGAAAAUAACUUGGGAUUGCAUGCUCACACGGACACAUCCUUCUUCACCAUUUUGCAUCAGAAUAAUGUAAAUGGUCUGCAAGUAAAAUUGAAAAAUGGAGAGUGGACUGAUAUUGAUCUCUCUCCCUUCAUGUUUCUGAUCCUGGCAGGCGAUGCAUUUAAGGUUUGGAGUAACGAUAGGAUACAGUGUUGUGAACACCGAGUGAUUAUAAGUGAAAAGAAGGAAAGAUAUUCGAUGGGACUAUUUUCACUUGGUGGGAAGCUGGUUGAAACACCAGAAGAGCUUGUUGAUGAAGAACAUCCAAGACGUUAUAAACCAUUUGAUCAUUAUGAAUACCUACGUUUCUAUGCAACCAAAAAGGCCCUUGAAUCCAAGUCUCGAAUCAAAGCAUUCUGCGCCAUAGACUAUGCUGAUGAAAACUGA
Messenger RNA from Sphenostylis stenocarpa, 963 nucleotides. Lineage: Eukaryota; Viridiplantae; Streptophyta; Magnoliopsida; Fabales; Fabaceae. The record is from the annotation of a GenBank genome assembly.